This is a messenger RNA of Emericellopsis atlantica, 2064 nucleotides long. RefSeq lists its product as uncharacterized. Bases 135 to 1952 code for a protein of 605 amino acids. Gene Ontology annotation, biological process: proteolysis. The record is from RefSeq and is a predicted model, not a curated record. Lineage: Eukaryota; Fungi; Ascomycota; Sordariomycetes; Hypocreales; Bionectriaceae. Gene Ontology annotation, molecular function: cysteine-type peptidase activity. The transcript is spliced from 3 exons.
GGGGUGGCGAUGACUAGUUGCCGUCGGCACUCAGAGACCAAGCUCAGCAAACGCGGAGCUCCAAAGCCCUGGGCUUCAAGUUUCUGAAGACCUUAUUGCUUGUGUAUACCGAAGCGCAGGAGCAAGGGCUCGACAUGCGCUCGCUAUGGGAAUCUGGCGGAUUACUACGUCAGGCCGUAGAAGACGCCGAGCGGCCUGGAAAAGACCAACGUUUCACCCUCAGUAUGGCUUCGUCCGUCUUGGAGCGUCUAAAGGCCAGGCGCGUCUGUCCGCAGCCGUCACAGGAUAACGAAGAUACCUUGCCCAUGGAAGAAACGCAAGUCUGCGAGGUUGGCUUGCAUCCAGUUCCCCCGCUGCCGGAUGAACACAGCUUUCUCGACGCUUCACGGUCGGUAGUCGGUGCAGAGGAAACGCGUACGAUCACGCCAGUUCGAGGUUCCCCGCAGCGAGCGCUCGAAGAAGCCGACGAGGAUUCUGAUGCCUCCUCUCUCAGCUAUGACGAUAUGGGAGGAUAUGGAGGGCCUGAGUCUGACUUCUCUCUCCAUGAAGACGAAGAUGACGGAUAUGCCUUGCGGCCUAUUCCUGAGGGGGAGCCGGAUCGGAAGCGUCCUAAACUGUCAGAGGUUGAGAAAUCUGUGCGUGAACAGCUGGAGUCACCUACUGCUUGCCUCACGAGCUCGGCGAUCAGCAAAGUAUGCACAGACCUUGGCUUGGACAAGCAUGGAAUGCGCAUCGCUGAUUCUCUCUGGUUUCAAAUGCCGUCAGAUGAUGGCCUGAGCAGCAUGAGCACGCUGCGUCACAUAGACGCUGGUUCGAUCGCCCAUUUACUUGCGCCAAUCUACCAUCCCAAGCGAUCGCACUGGUCGCUUCUGUCUGUUGAGAUGACAGAGCACCAAAUUUUUGCAAGGCAUUAUGAUCCACUGCCUCACAGGGCCAGCCACGAUGAGGUUCAUAGUGCGUUGCUCGCCUGGCUUCGCUCACAGGAAGACACUCGGUUGGUCGACUUUGCAAGCUUGGACGGUCCGAGACAGUACGAUGCUCACAAUUGCGGGGUCUAUGUCGUCUGCGCAAUGAACCAUAUUGUUCAUCGAAAGAUGCGACUGCCCGAAGUACUCGAUCCCCAGGGCGAACGUCAAGCAUGGCUCAGACUCUCAGUCGACAACAACAACAACAACAAUGACUCUACCAACGCAAAAGUCGGAUGUGAGCCACAAGACUUGAGCAGCCGCAUGGCUGACCACAAGGCUUCUGCAUGGUUGCAGGACCAACGCAAGGUGCGCACCGACGGCGCUGCGAUACCUAUCGAGACACAAGCAUCUUCUCCGCUCGGCGCCAUUGAUGGGGCAUCUUCGUCACUUGCCGGCCGCUCAAUCGCCCUGAAUCUCCUAGAACUUCCUGCCGCGACGCUAGAUGCGGAGAUGAUUGCGGUACAGAAAAUCCGAGAAGACACGUUAUCAGCUCUAGAAGACGCCGAGAUGCAACUAUCCAAAGGGAAAUCGAAACUGGCUCAUUAUAGAGAGUGUCGCGACACCAUUCUGGAACAGCAUGCGCACGACGAGUCGCUUACCAUGUAUGAUGAGUCGCUGAACAGUAUGUUGCCUGGACUUGGCCAGCAACUGUCGGAGGACGAGAGUCGCCCGUUGCUGCGGAACUUGGGCCUAGCCCGAUGGAUCGAGGAGAACAGGAAGCAGAGGGAAAUCGUACACGGCGAACUCAGGCACUGCACCGAGAGGAGUGUCGCCAAGUGUGAGAAGGAAGUCAGUGAUCACACGGCGAGGGUGAAUUCGCUCCGGCAGAAGCCCCAAGACCUCGACGACCGAGUAGCUGUGCUUCAGGCUUGCAAGGUCCUGCGCUCAGAGGCAGGAAGAGCGGCUGCCCAAGCCCUGCAUCACGAGAUGUUACAGAAGCUGAGGGACUCUGGCGAAGAACAGGCUGGCGCUGCGGUCGGUUGAUUGGAAAGGACGCUCGAGCUCGCCGCUGGAGGGGUCGACUAGAUUCUGUGAUUGCACUGGGUAGUAGGCAUGGACAAGUAUGCUUCUGCGACAUGGUGGCUUAUCAAUAUGA